GGCAUCGAUUCUCCACCAAACCCUUCCACGCGAGGAUGCGAAGCUGACCAUUGUCAGUUCUCUUAUCACCAUCCAGUUGUUAACAGCAAAAUUCUUGUGCCAGCUGAGCUCAAAAUUGAUCUUCAAGCAAUCCAGGUGGAAAAGUGGAAAAUUCGGAGGCCAUUCGAACAGCAGUAGGAGCUUCGUUGGUGCGUUAGUGUGCGUGUGGAAAGCUUCGCUCGCCUAGCAGUGUGAGUGUGGAAGCGCAACACUUGGUUUUACUCUCUCUCUCUCUCCCGUUGGCCGAAGAGAGCGUGAGCAUUAAUUUCCUCCCCCGGGGCUGACGGAGCGAGUUUAGACAGACAGCCCCCGCCUGCAUCCCUCGCAGAAUCACUUGAAAAACUAUCCAAAACAAAAACUCCACCACCAUUACCACCACUACCAACACCCCCUUUCCUGAGAAACCGUUCGCAGAAAAGCUACUAAAAUUGCAACAGCAAUAGAAAUAACAGCUAUGCCUGAAGUGUUGCCACUUUCUGGCAUGGCUGAUGCCGAGCCGGAUCUGUCCACGUUCGAAAACAAGUCAGGUCUGGCGGAGGACAUGAAGUUCCUUGCCUCGAUGCCGGAGCUAUGCGAUGUGACGUUUCUGGUCGGUGAAACCCGGGAACCGGUCUGUGCCGUAAAAGCUGUCCUGGCAGCACGGUCCCGUGUCUUCCAGAAGAUGCUGUACCAGGCACCUUCACCCCAAAGGAAAAAGGAACCACCCCCGAGGGAGAACAAACUGCGACUAUUUUUGAAACGAUCCUCGGAACCAUUGUUGAACUUGCAGAAUGCGGCCCAACAGCCACCGGGACAACAGCAUCAGACACUGAUCAUCGAGGAAUUCGAACCGGAUGUGUUUCGUCAGCUGAUCGAAUAUAUCCAUACCGGAUGUGUAACAUUGCAGCCUCGUACCCUUCUGGGUGUGAUGAAUGCUGCCGACUACUAUGGACUGGAGGAACUUCGGAGAGCUUGCGGGGGAUUUGUUCAGUGCUGCAUCAAUGUCGACACGGUUUGCGCACUGCUGGCUUCGGCCGAAAGAUACAUCCAAUACAAGUGCACCAAGAGUUUGGUGCAAAAGGUUUUGGAGUUCGUAGACGAACAUGGGAACGAAGUAUUGAACUUGGGCAGCUUCACACUGCUACCGCAGCACGUGGUACGCUUGAUUCUGGCGCGAGAGGAACUUCGUGCAGAUGAGUUUACCAAGUUUCAAGCUGCAUUGAUGUGGAGUAAGAAGUAUUGCGAUUCUAAUCAGAACACACCUCUUAAGGAGGUCAUUGGAAACUUCUUGGAGUACAUCCAGUUUCAUAAGAUUCCGGCUAAUGUGCUGAUGCGAGAAGUUCACCCGUUGGGAAUCGUGCCAUAUUCGAUCAUUAUGAAUGCGUUGGCGUUCCAGGCAGACCCAACAAGUGUGGACCCCGGAAAGCUCUCCCCCAACUCCAGUCGAGUAAGGAGGGCACGUCAAUCCCACCAUUCAAAAUCUCUCCCAAAGAUACGCAAAGCAAAGUCCCAGAGUUUCCGAACUCGACGCAGUCCAUCGGAGCGCAAAGGUCACGGAUCACCCUCUCCGUGGAAUUUCAACAUUGAACAACGCAAGAGUCCCGUAAACAGUUUGCAACAACAGAUUCAGCAGCACGUCCCUAGAUCACCUGGCAGUGCUUCGGCUCACCUUGAGCAUCGAAGUUCGAUCAGUUCGCAAAAAAGUCCUGCACUAUCUAGACAAGGUACCUUGCGAUCCUCACAUCGCCGGAAGAGCAGUUUAGGUGCGUCUCUGAAUCUCAACCAGGGACGUCGUAGUCCCAAUAGUAUGCUGAACGACCGUAGUCCUCAAGGACGUAAAAGCCCUAAUUUACUCAUUACUGACCAAAUGUACACACAAAGCUUCCAGGUUCAUCUGGACCGCAAGUCUCCAACUGCCAUGUCCUUCUCUGGUCGACGCAGUCCAUCGGGUCUACGAAGUCCGUCCGGAUUACGCAGUCCAUCGGGAUUGUGCAGCCCUUCCGGCUUACGUAGCCCGUCAGGACUUCGAAGUCCAUCAGGUCUCCGCAGUCCUUCCGGACGUCGUAGUCCUCUAGGUUUCAAUCUACAAUCCGAAUAUUCUAACAUGCUGCAGGGACAGUCAGAUAGAUUUAGUCCGAACUCCCUCAGCAGUCACUCAGCUCAGGAUCGUCGAAGCCCCACCACGCACAUCCCAUCCGCGGAGCGUAGCCGAAGCCCAAUCGGGUUUCAGUCCCGAUACGGUGGAAGUUUCUACGGGGAUCGCUCGGCACGUACAAGCCCAACAGCUCUUUCCAGCAUCCCUCCGAUCACCAUCUCGAAUCCAUCGGAAACCUACGAGAUCGUACAAAAGUCGAUGGAAUCGGAGCGUAGUCCGCUGAAACCGGACGCUCCCGCAAUACCAUUGUCUACCUCUUCCCAAAAGCUAGCUGGAGCCACGACUCCCGGAUCGGCCAGUUCUAGCACAACUGUUCCGGAGAAGAAAGAAAAGACGAGCGUCAUGAAGGAAAUCCUGGCGUUCGUGCGGAAACCUUCGAAGAAGGUUACCACCAGGACGAGCAAGUUCGCGGCUGCCUUUUCCCGUGCCGAUUCCAACACUGGAGCUCCUCUGUUGCGUCAGAGUACCUUCUCCAGCAUUCAGAACUCGUCGAGUUGCGCCGGCCGCAACGCCAUCACGAAGCAGAUGUCGGAGAUUGGAUUUGAGCCGAUCAUGACUUCACUGAAACUGAAAGGCGUCAGUUCAAAGAUCUCGCUGAAAUCACUGAGGAAGUUCAGCAGCGACAAGAAGGACAAGAAGUCCAGCGGUGAUGAGAUCAGUGACGUUGAGAGUAGCGACGGAGGUAAGAUAACCAGCGAAGUGGGAAAUAUGGCAGAAGUUCCAUUCGAGCUGGAUAACGUGAAGUUUGAAAAGGUUGGCGAAUCGUAUAUCAAGCAUGAUCAGAUAAAAGAGGAAGAGAGUCCUCGUGGAUCGCAAGAGAGUGAAGAAGCUGAUGAUGAAAGGUUGAAGAUAACAGCGGUUAGCGAGAUUAAAAAAUCUUUGGAAGCUCUGUUCACGAGACAGGAGCCGAUUGAUGAAGCAGCCGAAGAUCAGCGGAAGGAUUCUGAGGCAAUCCAGUGCCCGACGUUUGAGAUCGAGCCACCGUCAAGACGGGCAUCGUUUGAUCCUCCUCGUUCGCCUUAUCUGGAGAAUUUGAGAAGCUUGAGUGAUACCGACCACGAGGGAACACACCACAGCCGGCUGGAUUCCGGAGGUGACAGUUUCGAACUGAUUGAUACGACUGAUCGACGUGGAGAGAGUAGCGUAAGUGAUCGUCACUCAUCCAUGGAUACCAGUUUCGACAUCAGUCGCUAUCAGAGCACUAGCUAUGAAGACCAGAACUCAAGCUUCGAGCUGGUGGAAUUGGAUAACUCUCAGCGUACGUCUGCGAGAGAUGAUAAGAUCUCGCCGUUCGACAUAAGAAAAUCCUCGAUUGAGCUUGUUGACGCGGAGACAUUCCAGCGAUCGUAUCCGGAAGGUCGAAAGUCAUCACUAGAGACCCAUUUUGACCUGGCUGAGGGAUAUCAACCGACAAGUCCACGAAGUGCUUUCACGGUCAUUCCAAAAGCCCGUAAGCAAAUCUCUGAACCAGGUAGAAAUCGUGACCACAAAGUGUGCAUGAAAACGCACUACUCCGCUCCACAUCGUGCCAAAUCGCCUCUCUCCAAUCAGACAUCAUCCAAUUACAGUUCCAGGGACAGUUAUGACUCGAUUUUCGAAUCAAUGCCACACUAUGAGGUGCGGAGUCCGUUCUCGGAUCGGGACUCGAAACAGCACUUCCCACUGCCCCGCAAGUCCUCCAACGAAUCCUCAUCGCGCUUCCUCUGUACCGAUAAACGUUGUGCCUCAAUCUUUGAACCUCGUCCGGCUCGUCUUUCCUCGACGCAUUUGGAUACGUCCAGCGGAAGUGAGUUCGAGCCUCCGUCUCCUCGCCGGGCAGCCAGCGCUUCGCCCAAACACACCUUCACCUUCCGGAUCGUGCUGAAGAAGGUGGACAGUUCACCGGAUGCCAUCUGCCCGUCGGCCGAAAGGCGAAAUACACGGGAAAAGCUGGAGAAGAGCAAGCGACGCGACAGCCGCCGCAAGAAGCUACUGGAAAUUGGAAAGAGUUUCUAAGCAGGCGGUGCGCACGGGUAAACGAGAAAUGUGCAUUCGAUCAAAGCAAGCGCGGUUCUGAAUUUGAAACAGAUCGCGUUGCCAUAUGUGGCAAUGACACUUUAAGAAAUGUUUUCUAGAAUUUAAAGUAUUUAUAUUUCAUAAAUAAUAUAUGUGUGUGUUUCCAGACCAUUAUUUGACUAAUGUGUUCCUUGAAUUCCUGAGUAUUGUUAGUCAAGCGAUAGAAGUAAACUGGAAAAGCAAAUAACUGGAAUAGGAGCUCGUUUUUAUGAAAAAUCAGCUAUUUCCAGCUUGCUCGCAGGAAAGAAUAAAAUAAUCAGUCAUCCGUUUAAACAAAGACUCAUUCGAAUAAUUCAAUCAAAUGUUUAUCAUUAACAAACUUCUGAGAUUUUACCUCAAUCCGAACGUUUUGAGCACAUACACAAAUUUCCAAUAAAAUGAAGAUUUAACGAUUAAUACAGUGACCGAAUAAAUAUUCUUUAAAUUUUGACGUACAGCAACAGAGAUUUUGAAGUUACUCAAGCACUUAUAAUAUACACCCAAGUUCAGAAUACAAAACAUACGAAAUGGAAAAGUGUUCAAAUCAUUCCACUCAAUACCGGUAAGAAAAAUGGUAACAUAAAUUGACUGUUGUAAUAAGACCAGGCACAAACUGCGGCAAACUUGUUAUUUUUUUUUUUCGUAAUCACUGAUUAGCAACAGAAACAAAGCAGGCUGUCCGUUUAGGUAGAAAGAAAUGGUUGAAUUUGUGAGAUUCUAAAUCAAUUGUUGUGUAGCAGAAAUAGUGAACCGAGGAUUCAAUCUUUACUAAAGGACAUUGAAGUUAGGUUGGAGUUGUUUCUUCACAGUAGGCUACAGGAUGGUGCACUACAUGAAUAGUUUCUGUUUGGGAUUUUGUUUCUAUCCUAGGGAGAAACUGCAAGGGAUCAAUUACUGAAAGCAAGCUUUCAAUAGAAUCACUAACAAUCAAAGCAAGCAAAUUUUUCACACAAUAAAACAGAAACAAAAUCAAAUCACUAUCAAUCAAAAACUGUUUACACUCUUAUUUCGAUUCGUUUUGAAUGUGCGCAUGCGCGUCAUUCUGGCGAACAAUAAGCUGGACAAAGGGGCCGUAUCGAGAAAAUAGCUAGCUACAAAUAAGAGCCAUCGCAGAAGAUAAAAUUAACAUGCCAAACUUGCACAUCCGUACCCUUCAAAUCUCUACAUAUUCAGGCUAGGGAGCAUAAUUUUCAUAAUCAACAAUGCACUGCAUAAAAAAGAUGUUUGUUUUCAAUGUCUAUCGAUAAUCUGAGUAAACAUAUUGCCACUCUAUCUGUUGCCAUAACAACGCAUCCCUCUAACCCAAAUGUAAAACACAAUAUCAAACUAGCAAAACUGCAAGGCCUUCUCCGAUCGAAUCCAUUUGUGCCAAAAAAAAGAGUACAUUACCAUAGCUAAAUACCUACUUUGAUAAAUGUUCCGUUAUCACACCAUAAUCCAAGAAAGAAUAUCAAUGUCCUUGAACACAGCAAGCCGUCGGGAGUAUAUAUCAAAUGGGAAUGUUUUGACACAAAUUAUGAAACGAAAUUUAUUGUUGUUAAAUCAAAGUCGAACCCUAUUUACACAGAGCAAAUUAAAAAUCAUACGGGAAGGAGUGCGACCACGCAAAGCAAAAAAAAUCCUCGAAUGUCCAACAUUUGACUAGGAUCAAUCCUUACAAAUCACAACUAACCAUGCAUUAUGCCGCAAAUCACAUCAUAGGUGUUGACCUAACAAAAAAAAA
Aedes aegypti (yellow fever mosquito) is the source of this 5930-nucleotide messenger RNA. RefSeq names its product serine-enriched protein (gene gprs). The transcript has 7 exons. Bases 494 to 4168 code for a protein of 1224 amino acids. NCBI's taxonomy places the organism in Eukaryota, Metazoa, Arthropoda, Insecta, Diptera, Culicidae. Gene Ontology annotation, molecular function: protein binding. The record is from RefSeq and is a predicted model, not a curated record.